Colletotrichum orchidophilum is the source of this 5178-nucleotide messenger RNA. RefSeq lists its product as uncharacterized. The transcript is spliced from 2 exons. Gene Ontology annotation, biological process: telomere maintenance. Gene Ontology annotation, cellular component: chromosome, telomeric region. The coding region runs from base 1 to 5178 and encodes 1725 amino acids. Lineage: Eukaryota; Fungi; Ascomycota; Sordariomycetes; Glomerellales; Glomerellaceae. Gene Ontology annotation, molecular function: DNA binding. The record is from RefSeq and is a predicted model, not a curated record.
AUGUCUGGGGUUCCGCUACCCGCGCAGCUCGAAGCCGCCGAGGGCAUCGCGAUCGCGCAACUGAGCCCCGAGCUCCAGGAUCCAAAGACGCGCGUCGUCCGGGGCGUCGUGACAAUCACUUGGCCGUACAGCAUUGUCCGAAAGAACAUUGCUUUCCUCCUCGCCGAAGCCGACUUCCGCCUGCGUCGCGCCAAGGGACAGGUGCGCGUCGAAUUCGCCGGCUCGAGCGCAAAGGCUAUCGCGGACGCGGCACUGGGUAGCGGUGAUGAGAUUUCGCUGUCCUUGGAUGGGGUCGAGCUCGUCGCCGAUGAUUCCAAGACGCGAGUUCCGGGCACGAGCCUGGACUGGCAGUUGAGGUUCACGGAGAGGGUGCUCCUCCAGGCCAAAAUCAGCGAUUCCGAGGAGGUGAAAAUUAUUGAUGUCAACCACCCCGCUCAACCCCCAGAGCCAGAGCCCGAACAACUGCCCGUGUCCGUCCUUGAGCCGUUCCAGGACGUCGAGGACGUCCCGGAGCCUGUAGUGACACCCGCGAAGGCGAUUUCGAGCAAGAGAUCGGCCGACCAGGGCCUUGGGGUCGACGAGUUUGCCUCCCCCGCGUUCCUCAAACGGGCCAGAGUGUCGUACGGGUCGCUGUUUGAUGGCGGGUUAGAUAUCUUUGAUGAAGCAGAUGUUGGAGCCAAGGCACGCGCCAAGAAGAAGUCAAGGACGGGCCGGUACAGCGGCGUUUGGACAUAUGCCAGUCGAUCCCCCAGCCCCGAGCCGGAAGCACCCGCGGAGGAUACCGAAGACACAUCAAUGAUGGAGGAGCAGCCAACUAUAGCAACACCUUCUCGUCCUACAAUGGUUGACGGCGCCUGUCAGACGGUGGAGCAAGAGACAAGCCCCCCGAGAGAUGUGCAAGUUGCUGCAGAGGCACGACAAGACCAUUUGUAUUGGCAGACGCCGUCGAAAUCGACAAUGAUCGAUUCAGGGGUCCAGUCUGAUCUGCCUCAUAGCCCCAACGUCGGGCUUACGCCGCUAGGAUUUGGGCCACCGCCGCCUAUGCCGAUAUUCACGUCCGCCCACGAGCAGUAUGCGCCAGCCUUCCAGCAGCCGCCUCUCGGUCCGGUCUUUGGCCAUGACCUCCAAUCUGAGAUGGAGCCGCACUACGGUGCUGAAGGACCUUUUCACGAACACUCCAGUGCUUACCCAGAGGCAGGGCUUGAUCAUGCUCUUGAUACGCAUGGUCACUACCCCGCGGCGUUUCUGGAUGAGCCGCAUUUCGGCCCAGAAACCGUCGUCACUUCACAACCGCUGUCGGGGCCGAUACCCACAUACCAGGAUCAUCGGCAACAGCCCGAUGUUGAAGCGGAACCCCACCACGCAGUCAUGGUUGACGGGAUUGCCGAGCCUCAGCAAAUACCCUGGGGUCUCACGUCGGCGCACUACUCGAGAUCGCCCGCGAAGCCUGCAGAGUCUGCCGAGAACAACACUGAAGUGCUUGAGGGUCGGGAACCUAGUCCUCAGGACGCCCCUGGUGAGACGUGGGCUGAUGAUCGCGAGCGCGAGGUGAGACACGACCCUGAGGACCAAGAGGCAGCACUCAGGGUAGAGGAGGACCAAAUCUCAGAAGACCGAGACGGCCCGGAAGAGGAAACCACCGCUAGAACAUACACUGAGAGACGCCUUGAAGCCGUCGAGGAUGAUCGCGAAGAAGCCGCACCAGGCAUAGGGAAGGAGAGCAGUCCCAUAAGCGGUGGCGGCAGCAGCAGCGAAAGCAGUGAGGAGAGUGACGAAGAAGCCGAGCACGAGGCCGACGACACUGGUGGGGAUUACGACAUCAGCAACUACCGCAACCUCAGUAACAACCAAGACGAUGACGACGGGACAGAUUUGGAGUCGGACUACGGACAAGAAGAAGAUGACGAAAUACUGGACCCCGAGCACGGUAAUGAGUACGACGAGGAUCGCGAGGAAGACUCCGAAGACUACGAUGAGGACGAAGAGUUUGACGAAGAUGAAGACCAAGAGAAUCAACCGCCGCCCGUUGCCCCACGAGGGGGGCCACCGGUCGUGAUUGAUUUGCUCUCGGACUCCGAGGACGAAGCCCCACCACCGCGGCCCGCCACAGUUCCCCAGCGACAGAUACCGCAGUACGAUGGAUCCGCCGAUGAGCUAGAAGACGAGGAGUUGUACGACCAAGAGAGCCAGGGAGGGAGUGUCGGGAAUGGUGAUAGUCACCAAGUCUCGUCGCCCCAACCGUCCGACGCAGAGAGCGAGGAGGGAUCUCAAGUUGGAACACCCACGCCGAAGCCUCGUCAGGCGGCGUCUCCCGCUCCAGAGUUGACGACGGCCACGAUCGGCGAUGACUUUGAGACUAUGAGUCCAGUCAAGCUGCCACAAAUGACGGGCGUUCCGAACACUUCGUAUCGGCCUACGUCCCGAGGCGAGUCCGAUAUUCUGGAGGCGGAGCUCGAGAAGGAGUUGGAGGAGGAGAUUGCAGCAGAUGAUGCCCAGAGCGACCGUCAAACGCCAGCCCCGUCUGAAGCCAAAACAGAGGAGGCACCUGAGGACCACCUUGACGAUACAGAGGUUCUGCCGUCUAGUUCAUUCAAUGAAGAUCCUGCAGGUGAUGCCACGCCCAAGCAGGUGGUAUCUAACCCAGCUAAGGUCGAUGCCGAGGAGGAGACUGAGGUACAGAGAGAAGAAUCGCAAGCCGCCGAGUCCCCCGCAGCUACCCCAGAGGAAUCCAGCCCGGUUCGGCCAGACAUUUCGGAUGUCGAGGAGUCAGUAGAUUCAGAAAUCGAGACUGUCGACGUCCCUAAAGUCGCAUUGGGAGAGAAACAAACCUUCGAGCCCGAAGAGCGGGUCACGGAUGAAGUCGAAAGUCAGCGGGGGCUGGAUCAAUCAGAAGCCAUCGUCACAGAGGCACCCGAGACGGUAGGAGAGCAUGCCGGUGCUGCCGAGCCCGAGGCUAUCCAUGCAGGCAAUAUCGAAAGCCGACAGACACCAGAGGUGGAAGCCAGCAGAGUUGAAGUGUCCGAGGAGCGGACGGACAAGGUGCAAGAAGUCGGCUCCGACGACAAGGUCGUUCCCAAGGAGCAAUCUCCAGAACAGACCGAGGUCACUGUGGUCGAAACCUCUGAAGUUGGAUUGGAAGAAACACAAAGUGUCAAAGUAAUCGGGCACAACCAGCCCAAAGAGGUUACGCCGAAACGUAUUCAGAUGAAAGAGACGCAAGUCUCCACAAUGGAAGUGGAAGAGACACAGCCUCAAUCCGACGAUUCAGACAUGGAGGUCGAGCAGGUCGAUGUCGAGACUACAAUUUACGAGGAGAUCAGGCUAGCGUCCCCGGAGACGACGGUUGAGGUGGACAUGGAAUUUGAUGACGAUGGCUCCGUUGAUCCAGCGGACGUUGAGAUGGGCGACCUAGGGGACAUGUCGGUCGACGAUUUCACCAGCCAAGCACCGGACUCGGAUAUGGAACUCGACGAUAUGACCCAGGAAGAGCUUAUUCAGAGCCAGCUCUACGAGGAGUCAAUGAUGUUGGAAGAAGAACAGACGAUUACGACGUCCAUCACCACAACGCAUAUCGUCGAGGAGAGGCCCGACCCCGAGGGAAUCGAAGCUGCCGACGACAAUCAUCUCGAGACUGAAGUUGUUGAGACGUCACGCGUGACCAUUGAAACAUCCGUCACCGAGCCCCUGGAGACCAUUGAGACUACACAACAGGCACAGACUGAGUACGAGGACGCAAUGGACGUGGAUGAGCUGGAUGACGCCAAGUCUACCGAGAUGGCAUCGCCCACGCCGACUUACCAAGUCCAAUCUCAAUCUUUUGAGGAAGUGAAGCUAGUCAAAACACAAGUUGACGAGCAGAUCACUCCAGGCCUCACGCAAAACGCCGAAACUGUCUCUCAAUCCAUUGUUGAGACGCAGGUUACCGAGGAGACUGUACCCGACGACGUGGAUGACGAUGCUCAAUCACAAACGGAGAAGGUAGCGGAGCAUCUCAAAGAUGAUGGUCCCGCCGAGUCUCCUGCAACUGUCCCAGUCCAGCCUGACGAAUUGCUUCUGGACGAGGAGGAAAUGGCCAGUCAAGCUGAUGCGACCUCACCUAUCAACGACGAGCCAUCACAAAUCCGAGACUCCUCGGCGCAACCCUCGGAGGCGCAAUCAUCUCUUAUCGCCGACGAUCCCUCGGAGGAAGUCUCCGCCGCGCAGCCAACUCCGAAGCGAGGUCGCGGCCAGCAGCACCGCAGAACCAACAGCAAGGAUCAGGAUCCCAGCAUCAAGCUGGCCCGUGCGUCUAUUGCAUCGCGACGGUCUACGCGCCUAUCAGAUCGCACGACGCCUGACAUCAGCAGCGCUCGAGUGACGACCCGAGGCAGGUCGGCGAGCUUGGCGCUCAAGAGCGAUUCGGAUGCGGAGGACGACAACACGAGCGUGCAGCUCGCCAGGGCUGCUAUCAAGUCACCAUCGCGAGCUUCCAAGGCCACCAAGGAAGGGAACCUCCCCAAGGAGGCCAAGGUCAAGGAAGACCGACAACCCAAGGAACCAAAGGCCAAGGAGAAGGAGCUCCCCAAGGAGAUCGGCAGUGCAGCACCAGCACCAGCACCAGCAGAGCAAUCAUCCGCAGCGCUCAAGGCGCAGCUCACAAGGUCACUACGCUCCGACGUGCCCGACUGCGUCUCGCUCAAGGUCCUCCGGAAUCACCCGGGCAGGUCCGUCGACGUGCUGGCGGUCGCGACGACCGAGCCGCCCGAGGCGAAGCGCGCAAAGGGCGGACCGCGCGGCAUCAUGCUGGCCUUCAACGUCACGGACCACUCUGUCGCGCCCGCGCAGACGGUCGCGGUGCAGAUAUUCCGGCCGCACAAAGCGGCGCUUCCCGUCGUGCACCAGGGGGACGCGGUGCUGCUGCGCAAUUUUAGCGUCAUGGUUCUGACGCGGAGCGGCUUCGGGCUCCGGGCCAAUGACGGGUCCAGCUGGGCCGUUUUCGAGCGCGAGCGGCGGCACGGCAACCAUGGCGACAACGACCUGCCGCAGAUUCGCGGGCCGCCGGUGGAGCUCUCUGAAGGGGAGACGGCGUAUGCGGCUCUGCUGAGGCAGUGGUAUGCCGGGCUGGACGCCAAGUCGCUCGCGAGGUUGGAUAAGGCCAACGAGGCGGCUCCGGCUGUUGGCAAGGAGGGCGGCAAGUGA